AUGAGUAUGUUUCCUGUUCGUGUUGUGGUCGAGUCGGUUAGACCGCAGCACUGCCUCACAUGCUCGCGCGAAGGACAUAUGCUUGCCGAUUCAUAUGCUAUAGUCUCAGGUGCAACCUUAUUAAGUCAAUUGGUUGACACAGUACUCGGUGCACUAGGAAUGCCUCAACUUGCAUUACAUUCGAAGGUUGAUACUAAAAGCUACUUAAAAACUAUAUAUACAUAUAUGUAUAGUGAAGCGAGUGGACGUCGAGAUGUGAAUUUUUGA
Dracunculus medinensis (Guinea worm) is the source of this 267-nucleotide messenger RNA. NCBI's taxonomy places the organism in Eukaryota, Metazoa, Nematoda, Chromadorea, Rhabditida, Dracunculidae. The record is from the annotation of a GenBank genome assembly.